Molecule: messenger RNA, 792 nt
Organism: Miscanthus lutarioriparius
Lineage: Eukaryota; Viridiplantae; Streptophyta; Magnoliopsida; Poales; Poaceae
Source: the annotation of a GenBank genome assembly
AUGGUGAUGAUAUUACUGCUGUUGUUGCUGGUGAUGAUAAUCCAGAUGGCCGCGCCGAAUGGUCCUGCUGCUUCUCCGAUGGUGUACCCUGUCUACCUUACCGGAGCAUUCCCCCAGCAACCCGGGGAUGAUCAGGCUCAAGGUCCGGGGAUAUAUGCCAUACAACAGAACCAAUUAGGGGCGGCGAUGGGAAUGGGGUGCUUUGCUCAAACCACACUCAUUCCCCUCACGUACAAGAUCCCAACGGAAAGCGUCGGUGGUCCUGCUGGUGAAGAGAAUGUACAGGAUGCUAGGCAGCAAAAUGGACAUCAAAGACAAGUUGUUGUGAGGAGGUUUCACUUUGCUUUUCAGCUUGACUUGGCCCUGAUCAUCAAACUAGCCGCAGUGGUGUUUCUCUUUAGCCAGGAAGGCUCGAAACAAAGGCUGUUUCUUCUCAUACUGUUUGCCUCAUUGAUUUACUUAUAUCAAACCGGAGCUAUUACACCUUUUGUAAGAUGGCUUCAGCGGGCGGGAGGUGCAGCUGCUCGUCCACCACAGGCCCCUGCUCGGGUUGAGAACCGUGCUCCUCCACCUGCCCAGAAUGAUGGCAAUGAGCAGCCCAAUGGGCCUGCAAACCCUGACCAAGCUGCUGAGAACCAUGAACAAGAUGCUGCAGCUGGUAACGAGAAUCCGCAAGAGGCAGAGGUAGAAGGAAAUCAGCGCAAUUGGCUUGGAGGUGUCUUGAAAGAGGUCCAGCUGGUUGUUGUGGGGUUUGUUGCAUCGCUUCUUCCUGGUUUUCAGCACAAUGACUAG